AUGGACCUCCUGGAGCAGGAUGACAUGGUAUCCUUUGCGACUACCUCUUGGUUAAUCUGGAAGAGGAGAAAUGAGAUGAUCUUCAGGAAGUGUUUCCUUCACCCACGCAUCGUUGCUCAAAACUCAAAACACCUUGUGGAGGAAUUGCAGCUGGCCAAACAGCAGAAUAAGAAACUCACGGGCAAGGUUCAGCGACAAGCAGCCUGGGUUACACCCCCUAGGGGCAGACUUAAACUGAACUGGGAUGCCUCGCUUGACAAAAUCAGGUGCAGGGUGGGAGUGGGUGCUGUUAUCAGAGAUCAUGAGGGGCAGGUGUUAGCUACUCUAAGGAUGCAACAUGAUCUCUUCCCCGACCCUUUCUUGGCAGAAGCCUAUGCAGCACUUCAAGCUUCCAUCUUCUGCAAAUCCUCAGGCUAUAAGGGGAUCAUAAUGGAAGGGGACUCUCUACAAGUGGUUAAGGGCCUAAACUCAGCCUCAGACUCACACACCUAUGCAGGUCAACUAAUAGCUGACACUAAAACCACUCUCAGUUCUUUCACUGCGUGGUCUGCAGGGCAUACUGUAAGAGCUAACAACUGUGUUGCUCAUGCUUUAAGUAAGGAUGCCCUUGGCAUCAGUGGUUAUACCACAACUUUUGGUUCUGUCCCGUUAUGUAUUCGGACUCUAGUUUUCGAGUCAUUGAAUGAAUGA
Messenger RNA from Carya illinoinensis, 690 nucleotides. RefSeq lists its product as uncharacterized. The transcript has a single exon. The record is from RefSeq and is a predicted model, not a curated record. Gene Ontology annotation, molecular function: nucleic acid binding; RNA-DNA hybrid ribonuclease activity. Lineage: Eukaryota; Viridiplantae; Streptophyta; Magnoliopsida; Fagales; Juglandaceae. Bases 1 to 690 code for a protein of 229 amino acids.